GGUCUGCUGGCUCACUGCAGCGCGUGGAGGGGCGAUGGCUCGUACCAAGCAAACCGCUCGUAAAUCUACCGGAGGGAAAGCUCCUCGCAAGCAGUUGGCAACUAAGGCUGCCCGGAAAAGCGCCCCCGCCACUGGUGGGGUGAAGAAGCCGCAUCGCUAUCGCCCUGGAACCGUAGCCCUGCGGGAAAUCCGUCGGUAUCAGAAGUCUACAGAGUUGCUUAUCCGUAAGCUUCCUUUCCAGCGUCUGGUAAGAGAAAUCGCCCAAGAUUUCAAGACCGACCUCCGCUUCCAGAGCUCGGCUGUCAUGGCUCUGCAAGAAGCCAGCGAGGCUUACCUGGUCGGUCUCUUCGAAGAUACCAAUCUGUGUGCUAUUCAUGCCAAGAGAGUUACUAUUAUGCCCAAAGAUAUCCAGUUGGCGCGGCGUAUCCGCGGAGAGAGGGCUUGAGAUUCCACCGGUGCAGCC
This is a messenger RNA of Elgaria multicarinata webbii, 463 nucleotides long. Its product is annotated as histone H3. NCBI's taxonomy places the organism in Eukaryota, Metazoa, Chordata, Lepidosauria, Squamata, Anguidae. The transcript has a single exon. Gene Ontology annotation, cellular component: nucleosome. The record is from RefSeq and is a predicted model, not a curated record. The coding region runs from base 35 to 445 and encodes 136 amino acids. Gene Ontology annotation, molecular function: DNA binding; protein heterodimerization activity; structural constituent of chromatin.